AGUGAGGAGCACAGGUGCAUAAGUGACAAGGACCAACUGGAGACGACUCAUACAGUCAUACUCGUUAACUUGUACUUUGCAGAAAAAGUGCGCCGCAAUCUCAAUAUCCAAAACCGUCUAAUUUUCUGACUACGCCAUCGUCUCUAAUAUUUUCAACCCGAAACACAAUUUCAGCUAACGAAUAUGUCAUCAUCAGUAGCAUAUUCCACCAUUGAUCAUCUAAAAAAAGAGCUUCCUUUGAAACAAGAAACUCUGCUUUUGACUGAUAACACUUGCAUCGGCCUCGUUCUCGUCGAUAUCAUCAAUGGAUUCUGCACUGUCGGCGCUGGAAACCUCGCUCCAAGAGUUCCAAAUAAACAAAUUGCAGAAAUGGUGGAAGAAGCUGCGAAAUUAGCUAGGGUUUUCUGCGAUAAGAAAUUGCCGAUUUUUGGUUUUCUUGAUUCUCAUGAUCCUGAUGUUCCUGAACCUCCAUAUCCUCCUCAUUGUUUUGCAGGCUCUCUUGAAUCCAAAUUAGUUCCAGAACUGGAAUGGUUGGAAGGUGAACUAAAUGUAACUUUGAGGCUCAAAGAUUGCAUUGAUGGAUUUGUUGGCUCAAUGGAGACAAAUGGAUCCAAUGUGUUUGUUGAUUGGGUGAAAACCAACCAGCUGCAAGCUGUGCUGGUUAUUGGCAUAUGUACAGAUAUAUGUGUGUUGGAUUUCUUGUCCUCAGUACUUUCUGCCAGAAAUCGGGGUAUCCUUUCACCGCUGCAAGAUGUGAUUGUCUAUUCUCGAGCCUGUGCAACUUAUGACCUCCCACUAUAUGUGGCAGAGACUAUAGAAGGCACGGUUGCGCAUCCACAGGUGUAUGAAUAUCUUCUUAUUGCAUAUUGGAAAGGAUUUAGGAUUGAAACUGUGUUGACCCAUUGUUCGUGACCAAUUGACUUCCUUAGCUAUUUCAUCCAAUUAUGGGUGAGGAUUUGAUGCAUCAUAUAGGCUUGUACAUGGCUCGAGGAAGAGGAGCCAAAGUCGUAUCAGAAGUGUCUUUCACAACCCAAUCGUGAAUCAUGGUGUCUUUAUUGCUACAGGUUCAUGGAUUUCUCGGGUGUGGACUUUCUUUUUGUUUUUAUGUUAUUCUUAUUGAGUUCUUGUAUUAUAUAAUCUCAAUUGUUUUGGCUUUUAACCAUACAAUACAAAAUCCUUUUUUUUGAACCCCAAGUAUAAAUAAAUUCCUAUAUGUUUAUGAAAGAAAAAACAUUGUUGACUUCAUGGCUUGCAGUUAUUAAGAGGAUGUACAAAAGGUGCAGUAAUUGUGUUUAA
Messenger RNA from Amaranthus tricolor (Joseph's coat), 1296 nucleotides. Its product is annotated as nicotinamidase 1. The transcript is spliced from 5 exons. NCBI's taxonomy places the organism in Eukaryota, Viridiplantae, Streptophyta, Magnoliopsida, Caryophyllales, Amaranthaceae. Gene Ontology annotation, biological process: pyridine nucleotide salvage. The coding region runs from base 184 to 912 and encodes 242 amino acids. The record is from RefSeq and is a predicted model, not a curated record. Gene Ontology annotation, molecular function: nicotinamidase activity.